Molecule: messenger RNA, 4441 nt
Organism: Ficedula albicollis (Collared flycatcher)
Lineage: Eukaryota; Metazoa; Chordata; Aves; Passeriformes; Muscicapidae
Gene: HACD2
Product: 3-hydroxyacyl-CoA dehydratase 2
Exons: 4
Coding region: 65-496 (143 amino acids)
Biological process (GO): very long-chain fatty acid biosynthetic process; sphingolipid biosynthetic process; fatty acid elongation
Cellular component (GO): endoplasmic reticulum membrane
Molecular function (GO): 3-hydroxyacyl-CoA dehydratase activity
Source: RefSeq, a predicted model, not a curated record
ACUAAUUGUAAAAUAUCUUCCAGGCAUUGUUCCCUCUUCUGUUGUUCUGACUGCUUUCCAAGUGAUGUCAAGGGUUUUCCUGACGUGGGCAGUAACACAUAGUGUAAAAGAGGUACAAACUGAAGACAGUGUCCUCUUGUUUGUAGUGGCCUGGACAAUCACCGAGAUAAUCCGUUACUCUUUUUACACGUUUAGCUUGUUAAACCAUCUCCCUUACCUCAUCAAAUGGGCCAGGUACACUUUGUUUAUAGUGUUGUAUCCAAUGGGAGUCUCAGGUGAAUUACUCACAAUAUAUGCUGCAUUACCCUUCGUCAGGCAGUCUGGCUUGUAUUCCAUUAGUUUACCUAACAAGUACAAUUUCUCAUUUGACUACUAUACAUUCCUGAUCCUGGUCAUGAUCUCUUACAUUCCAAUCUUCCCUCAGCUGUAUUUCCAUAUGCUGCAUCAGAGGCGAAAGGUACUCUCCCACACUGAAGAACAUAAGAAGUCGGAGUAAUUCCAGCUCUUUUUCAGAACUUUUCAAACAUCAAAAUGCUGCAGUUUUUCAAUACCCAGCACAUUUGUAAAGAGUAUACCAAGAUAAGUCAGAGGUAAAAGACCAGUAAUUUAGCGAGAAUAACCAAUAAAUCUGAUUUCAGUGAAAUUCCAGGAUGUUAAACAUUGAAAUAAUUUUCAGCUUGUAAUGCUUCAGAAAACUUUAACUUUAUAUGGCUUGGCAGUUAACCUUUUCCUUAAAUGAUGUGCUAAAUGGUUUUCUUUUAUUAUUAAAUGCCUGAAGGUUGCAGUAUGAGUGAUGAAGUUGUACCCACUAAAUGCCUGAAUUGGGAUUAUAUUACUGAUACCUCUCUUUUUUUAAGUGCUUGACUGCAUGCCAGAAACUGUAUGUAUUGCUGUGAAAGCAAACAAUAUGCUCUGGAAUACUUCAGGAUAAUGUCAGAGACUUCAGUGGAGAAUGUAAUCUGGGCAAAGUGUUUAAAUUUAGAAAGGUAGGUUGUAUAUCUAAAAGGUGAUGGGAACAAGAACAAGAAACCAAUUACGGAAAAUUAGGGGAAUAUGGUUCUUUAGGAAUUUAAACAAUACGGUGUCUGACCCCAGAGUGUGUUCUCUGAAGAUCUUGUUUAAGCUGAUCACUCAAAUGCUAACAUUAACUCAGAGGCUGUAAUUCUUACCUGAAACAUUAAAACUACUCCAAGUACUGCAUCCCUGAAUACUUUUUUAAUAUUAAAAAAAAAAAAUACUAACUAUAAUACUUCUAGUGGUAUCAGUAAUGAAUCUAAACAAUAUAAGGAGGUAGGUCACCCAGACACAGGUGCAGUUCUUCCUUUUUUGCUAUAAAUUAUCAUCUCUAAUCACUGUCUGUGAUACUAAUCUUUCAGUGCUGAGGACUUCUUGGUCUCCUGUGUUUGGGGGCCUUGUUCCUUGGCCUGACUUGUCUCAAGUGACUGAGGUGUGGCACAUCCAAGCAGGCAGUUUCAGGCACUCAAACUCAAAGUGUUCAGAAGUCAUAGUCUGCUCCUUGCAGAGCAGAUUAUCUCGCAUGUUACAUCCUGCAUUUGCAGACUGGAUGAGACAUCCUCGUCUGUUCAUUGGAAAGAGUGGAAGACCACAAAAAGUUAUAUUCUCCUAGGUGCUUUCUCUGGGUUCUCAGGCUUAACCUUCCCUUGGGAAGGUAAAAGGAAGAUGAAAGAGCUGAGAAAGCCUUGUGGUGAGGCAGAAAGCACUAGUGCUGUUUGAGCUGUGCCCCAGGUCUAGAAGAAACUUCUGAUUGGGAGUAAAAGGGUAGGGAAUGAUAGGAACAAAAUGAGAAGGGAAAUGAAUGGAUGUCCAAGCAGAGACUAAAGGAAAUGUGGGUUGACUUUGCUCUGUUAGGAAUUGAUGGCCAAAUAGUCCUGUGUGCAUCCAGUCAGAGCCACUAGACAAGACCAUGUGGGCCUCUCUGGCUUCCCUCAUUACAUGAUUUAGUGUAUACAAGAGGUAUGACCUCUCAUGCUACCUGCAAUGCUGCCCCGUGCUGUGCCUGCCAGCACCUCCCCUGGACAUGGCCCAGUUGUGUUUGACACAUCCCAGCUCUCCCUAAACACAGCCAGGAUGUACUGAGGACACAGGCUCUGUGUUCUAGCAGUUGGGAAGAGCUGGAUUUACAAUUAUCUAGGUUUAUGCUUGUCAGAGCUAUAUUAAAAAAAAGAAAAACAACUUGGCAUUUUUCAGUAAUUUUCUUUGGCUCCAUCAAAAGGACCGAAUUUUCCUAACUUCCACUAUAUAGAGCCCUUCCUGUUCAACACAAGCAGGACUGUUAUAAGCAGAAAGAGGACAAGAGACAAUAAUUUUUGUUUCUAUUUUCAACAUUUUGGAGCCAAUUAUUGACUGGAUUAAAAACCACAGGAGGUUGUAGCAAGUUGGGCAUUGGUCUUCUCUCCCAAGUUACAAGCAAUAGGACUAGAGGAUACUGCCUUGUGUUGUGCCAUGGAAGGUCUAGAUAGGAUAUUAGGAAAAAAUUCUUCAUGGAAAGGAUUGUCAAGCAUUGGAACAAGCUGCCCAGGGAAGUGAUAGAGUCACAUCCCUGAAGGUAUUUAAAAGAACUGAAGAUGUGGUGCUUAGGGACAUGGUUUACUGGGAUUUUGCAGUGUUAGGAUAAUGGUUGGACUCAAUCUUAGAGGUCUUUUCCAACCCAAACAAUUCUGUGAUUCUAUUACUGUGGCCAGAUACAACCUCAGAAUGGUUUUGGAUUCAAAGAUGGAACAAUUCAUUUCUGUAUUAGGGUAUGUGCUUUGUUGUAGUGAUCUGAGAAAUCUGACAUUAUUCUAAACUUAUUGUUUGAAAGUGUGAACUUCCACCUCUGAACAAAACAUCUCCUUUUGCUUAUACUUGCUACUAAAGAAGUUAAUGUCAGUAUUUCUGAAGGAUGUCAUCUAAAAGAUGUGAUUUCCUGAUGUACUUAGGUUACUGGAUAUUGUCAAUGCUCAGCUCUUGAACUUCUCUUAAUUUGAUUUCCGUGCCCAAAUAAAAGAUUUGGUUUCAAAUUCAUUGGUCUAAUUUGGAGAUAAAAAAUGGCUGUGUAAUACUGCAUGAAACAAACUCCUGGCUCUGUUGAUGAGAAAAAUGCAGUACAGAUCUACAGAAGAUAGCACUGACACCAUGGAAAAGCAGAGCAAGCUGCCAGUAGGGAGAAAGCUUCUACAACCAACACCUUUGCUGAAUAGGCUUUAUUAUGGAAUAUUUACUUUAAUUGAAAAUAUCAGUUUAUUAUACAAAUGCAAAUAAACUACAGUCUUUUAAAAGAAAAUGGAGUUACUUUUCCUUUCAAAAGAAAAAGACGUUGCUUUUAGAGUAAGAAUUCUUACCAGCAAAGUUGAUUUAUAAAUUAUAUUCUGAAGUCUGAACAUGCAGUUACUAUAUACAUAAAUUCAGGGCUUCAUCUUGCAUUGCUUUUUCAAGAUUAUUUUCUGUGGAAAUCACUGGAAGGUGAUCUUGAGUGAGAACUGCAGUGUGAUGUCCUAAAACUGUUUGGGUUGUCCCCUAAUACUGAUUUUGCUGACAUGUGGGGUUUCUCCUCCACAUAAAAGAAGUUUCUUCUGCACUGUCACUGAAAUUGUAAAGUGGUUGCUGUGAACUCUCUAUUAGAAGCUUUGAUUGGUGCUGUCUCUCAGAUGCAGAGGGGUUUGUUUUCCCCACAGACUGUUUACUUGGCUUGCAUGUUCUCUAUCCAAACCAGCAGGCCUCCCCUGCUUUGUACUCUGUUGUGUGCACUGUUCAGUUGACAGCACUUUAUGUUCUACCCUGCCAGCUCUGAGUUGGUCACUACCCUCCAAAAGACCAAGGCUUGCACCAAUGUGUAGUUUACAACUGGAACUGGAAUUGUAGAAAUGUUCAUAUUUGUACAUUACAGUAAGAAUGCAGGUUACAGUGCAGGUAAAUUGUAAUUUUUCACAAUGUGAUGUUUUUAUCAGAUGGCUUUUUUCUUAUCAUUAUGAAGGUUGGCAUUUGUGUGGACCAAUCUGCAGUGUCAUUUUAAAACCUUUCAGCUUAAAAUUUUCAUGAGUAUACAUCAAAUCAUAUAUUUUGAUGUAUAUGUCAGUGAAACUUGGGUGAAAACUAUAUACAGUCAUUUUUGUAUUUUUUUCUAUGUUGUGAAGAAUAAAAUUGUAAUUUUAUAAGUCUGAUUCACUAAGAUUAUUAUAAGUUAAAUGUAUUUUUUGUAUAUUUAGGAAUCUGGUAUUACCUGGAGCUCUGAAAGACUAAGCAUAGAUUUUUUUAUGCAUGGUUGAAAGAUAUUUCAGCUUGAUAAUGCAGUGAAAUGGUUUGUAUGCUAAAAUACUAGUCCGUGUUGUUGCCUUGUGAAAUUGAUUGUGUGCUCUCUGCCUGGAUUUGGCCUACUGAUCAGUGAUACUAAUUGCUAUAAUCCAAAUAAAAUUAAUUCUGAACAAAAUGUGUUGUAUUGUUA